Molecule: messenger RNA, 2760 nt
Organism: Pieris napi
Lineage: Eukaryota; Metazoa; Arthropoda; Insecta; Lepidoptera; Pieridae
Product: ankyrin repeat domain-containing protein 29-like
Exons: 12
Coding region: 130-1281 (383 amino acids)
Cellular component (GO): nucleus; cytoplasm
Molecular function (GO): protein binding
Source: RefSeq, a predicted model, not a curated record
CUUCAAAUCUCAAUGCGUCGCGGACUAUGCCGUAGCGCGGACGAGUGCUACGCCGCCCGCCCUAGCACUGCUACGAAUUAAAUACUUCUGAGUAUAUUUGAGUGUAACUGUGGAAAGCCACUUUUCAAGAUGUGCGAAAGCCGGUCUCGGGUACAACAGAACGAUCUGUUGCUUCAUGAAGCCGUCAUCAAGAAUGAGCCAGCUGCUGUUAGAGAGGCAUUGCAGAGACCCGCAGAUGUCAACUGUAGGAAUAAUUAUGGGCGGGCCCCGAUACACUGGGCAGCGAGUAGAGGCAAUGUGGAGAUAAUCAAAUUACUGAUCAACGCCAACUGCGAUAUUGAGGCUGUUGACAAGUUUGGCAUGCGACCAUUGUUAAUGGCAGCGUGGCAUGGACACCUGGAUGCUGUGCAAGUUCUAGUUCAAGCUGGGGCUUGUCUGGCAGCUACCAAUAAGAAACAGAAUGAUCUUCUACAAUGCGCGUGCGCUCGUGGUUCAUACGACGUUGCCAUGUUCGCGAUUUCUAUCGGCGCAAGAGUGCAAACCACCGAUACAACGGGUGACGCGUCCCUUGCGCUUGCUUCUCGAGCCGGUUACACCAACGUGGUGGAGCUGUUGUUGGAUAAAGGAGCUUAUAUUGAUGCAAUUAAUAAGGCUGGUCGCACAGCACUUCACCUCGCGUGUGAGGGAGGUCACAGCAGCACUGCAGCUCUCCUGAUAGCAAAAGGAGCCUCGCGCGAGGCUCGCGAUAACUCCAGCAGAACUCCAUUGCAUAUUGCAGCAGUCCAUCGUCAUACUGAACUGGUACAGACCCUAUUGGAAAGCCAGUGUAACGUAGAUGCUGUUGAUAACAAUGGUGUGACGGCGCUGCAAAUGGCGUGUGCGCAGGGAUGUCGAGGCAUUGUAGAACACCUCCUUGAAUUUGGAGCAGAUGUGCAUUUACAGAAUAAUGUGGGAUCAUCAGCGCUGCAUGCUGCGUGCGCGGCUGAUGCGACAGACAUUGUUGAGUUGUUGCUGGCUCGUGGGGCAGACCCGGCCCUCACUGACCAGUGGUCUCAAUCACCACUAAGCGUUGCAGGCGGCGCUGCCGAGUCACCACCUGAAGGCUUUCGGCGCGCGGCUAGAGGUUCUUUCUCCGCAAUAUUAGGCCUACUGACUGCUACAGCCAAUCUUGAUCAUCAUCAGGAACAAUCGGACGGAUCAUCAAGCCCCCGAAUUGAAGAGAAGUCUGGAGGUCACUCACCGGCGCCGAUCGAGGCUACAGAGGGCGACAGUGAGAGGUGAUGGUCAGCCACGACACUGCUGGAUAGACUGGCACAGCGUGGUUUUGCAGCAGAUACUAGACUUGCGUUACCUCCAACAGGUUGCGCUCGCUACAGAGAGUUAUGCUAUCGAGCUGCCCAGGCGCAUUUGUCGUACGAAAGUCCCCCAGGUCCAUGUCAAUGUACCAAUUGCGUUAAGCGACAUUCGAACUCGACGUGAAUAGGUUAAUAUUCAAUUAGCAAUUAUGCAUCUACUUGUCCAAUUAAUAUACAAUUUUUAAGUUAUGGCUUUUUUUAAUAAAUAAGUGGCUUGAAAACUGAGAAAGAAAACAUAAGCAAAGCUUAUUUCUUUUACACAUUUGUGUCCUAAAUAUUUUUGAUUUGAGACUAUGUAACUAAAUUAUACAUUUUUUGAAGUUAGUUUUUAGGCACCUAUCUAUUUAAAACCCUUGCUUUUCUACUGCAAUUAAAUGCUUCAAUUACGCUAAAAGAGACUUUUUAUCCCAGUGCCUUAUCCUAUCAAGCCAAUUAUAAUUUUAGUCAAAAUUUUCUCCUUGGGCACAAUAAAAAUGAUGAGACCAUUCAAUAAAUGCUUUUGAUCUUAUAAAUUCUAGUCUGUCCAUUUAUAACGAUUUGAUAAUAAUUACUCCUUAAUUAAGAAAUAAUUCGCGCUGAUGACUUGAUACAUUUUAUUAAGUCGUGAAUCUACAAAGUAAUUUUUGUAUAGCUAAUUACGAAACACAGUAAUGUAAAUCUAAGCCAGAUAUUACUUAUAUUAAUUUGUUAAUAUAGCAAAUAAGACAACUAUAUUAUUUAUACAAAGAAUUGUUAGACUACGUAUCUUGUGCUAUUUAAAAUGUACCGCUUAAUUUAAGGGCCUAAUAUUAUAAAAUCAUUAUGAUAUACGUCUUAACUAUUUCGAUUUGAAAAUAUUAUGUACAGUACAUUAGUCAUAGUAAAAAAAAUAUUUAAUUACAUCGAUUGUACGUUUCUAAAAUUAGAACUUACCUGAAUGUAUUUAUUAUAUUAGAUUCUAUAAAUAUAUUGUGAUUUAAACUUUAUCUCAAAAAUAAAUAUCUUUUAAAAAAUAUUCAACUACGCGACGAGGUUCGCUUCAUCAGAGGAAUGGAUUCAGUCUUGAUUGUAAAGUUAAAGAAAACUUAUAGAUAGAAGUUAUUUUAUUUGAAAUAAACAAAAUACAUAGUCAUUGAACAGUAGUAUCUUUUGCGAAGGUAUUUUUUUAAAUACAUGGACAUUUAUUUUCUGAAUUGUGAAAAGCGCAUCAAAUCAAAAUUGUCAAGAUGAAAAAUUCGAUGUCUUUUGUCUAGUUCAAAGGAUAAGUUUAUAAAUGCAGUAAUUCUAAUUGGACGCGAUAUCGUAAUAACUUAGGAGUAAUUUUAUGUAAACCGUCUGGUUAAAUCGAAAAUAACACUGAUGUUAUCUUGACUUUUGUAACUGAUAUAAUUAAAAUGCUUUUAAUCAAAUAUAUCAUAUAAAAAUA